Eutrema salsugineum is the source of this 3979-nucleotide messenger RNA. RefSeq lists its product as uncharacterized. The transcript is spliced from 14 exons. The record is from RefSeq and is a predicted model, not a curated record. NCBI's taxonomy places the organism in Eukaryota, Viridiplantae, Streptophyta, Magnoliopsida, Brassicales, Brassicaceae. The coding region runs from base 2123 to 2929 and encodes 268 amino acids.
AUUUAUUCGUUUACGUUUUCCUUUAUUCAAAAAAAUCAUCUCAGAAAUUCCGCCCAACCCUAAUUGUACCCUGCCCCAACAAAAUCUAUCCCGCGCCGCUCAAAGUUCUCCACCUUUGCCGUUUGUCUUUUAGUUGAAACUCAAUGAGUCCAUAUCCAGAGAGGUUCUUCAAGUUCGGCUAUGAACCUCAAGAAAGUAAAUACAUACUUUCAACUCAACUACCUUGAUGCAAUUAGCUUUGCACUAUAAGACAAACACAUAGCGAAGCUUAUGGAUUCCCAAUUAAGAAAACUUUUUGAAGCUGGCAACAAGACCGCGUCGUCCGUUAGGCUCCCCAUUUUCUACUGUCUAGGCAACUUGUAACCAUGAAGAAGAAAGAGAUUUGAUAUCUUCUCUCUGGGCAGCCAAUUCGAUUCUCGAUUAGGGAGUUUGCAAUUGCUACUGGUCUGGAUUAUUCGACUAUACCUUCGUCCUCUGAGGCUGACAAAGAUGAAAUCAAGAAAUACACUAAACAGUUAUUUGGUGCUGAGAAAAACACCACUUGUGUUUGGAUAGCAAUCACCCUUUUGGGCUGCCCUUAUAAGGACAAAGAGACUAGAUUCAGGCUUGCUUGUCUACUUCUAGUCGACGGGAUUGUCUGUCCCACCUCAAAAAAUACAAAAAUUAAUGCUGAUCACAUCUUGAUGGUUAAAGACGUGGACGAAUUCCUUUCUUAUCCUUGGGGUCGUAAAUCAUUUGACAUCACAAUGGAAAGCAUCAAAAGUAGAUGUGGUAUUCUGUCAAAUCUGGGUCAGACCACCUGUGCGUUUCAAGGCUUCUUACACGCUCUGCAGAUGGUUGUUCCUGCUUGUGCUCCCACUUUCUUGACAAAUGAUGUUAAGGGAAAGGGUGUUAAACACAUUUUAGCGGAUGAUGAAGAGGAGGACGAUGAGAUUCCUCUACUACGUCCGGGAGCACAGAAGCCAAUUCAAAUCUAGAUGAAUUAUGUCAGGAUGCUCGACUAAGACGAUAAGAUUGAUUUCAAACACAUUCUCGACGAUGAGGACAAUGUCGUCAACGAGGAGGAGGUGUUCUACCCAGAUGAAGUAGAUGACCCCAAGGUUGAAAAUUUGUUGAGUGCCAUUGAACAUGGCGAUACAUUCACACAUAAGACCUGGGUGGGCGGUCAGAAGGCCUCUGAACAUAGCAAGCUAUCAAAGCCACAAACAUCGACAUCCUUAAAAGUGUAUUGCAAUGGGGAUGAUCCAGUUGACUCUGCAGCUUCAGCAUUUUUUGAAAAGGGUGAUGUGAAGACGGCCAUAUCGGAGCUUACCUUUUUACGCACCGAGAUUGGUAAAGUAAAACUUGGUGAUGUUCCUAAUCAAACAGCACCUGUUGAAACCUCUACACAAAAGGCAACAGAUGAUGAAAACGAUGUCUGAUGAGCCUCGGGGUCGCAGGUCUUUUGCAAGUCCGUUGGUCCGGAGUUUUAAAUUUAUAAAAAUCCUAAUGUUUGAAAGUGCACAGAUGUACAUUGUAGGAUUUAGGGUGUCGAUACACAGGAAAUAUGUCUAAUCUGCAAGGAAACACCAAACUGGGAUUGAAACUAAAUGCAAUGCAAAUGAAUUGCUAGAGAAUAUCUAAAGGGUGGUCGACUCAAACUAAGGAUUCUAAACUCAUAGUGGACGACUUAGAUUUCUCUGGUUUACUCUAAUCGAUGUCUAAGCAUUUCCAAUUAGCUUCCGGCGAUUUAUCCUUAUCUAUUUCUGGGAUCUGCAUGGAACUAGAAUAGGUAUGUGUAUGACUAACCAACUCUCAUCAUCUUAACCAGCAAAUCACUUAAAUCUGACAAUUAACUCUCGCUCUCAUGCCAGAAAUAAGAUCAUGCAUUUAUUACUGAAUUCGUAUGCUCACAUCUUCUCUGCAAGUAGCUUUUGACUCCUGUAUAGACUAUGUUCUUCUGAAGCUAGGUAUGGAUAAUCUGAUACAGCACUCUCGUGGUUCUGAUCGAUCCUAGGCUCAGAGAAUAGGUCAUGAAUCUACCUUCAUGCAUUAUAAACAACUUAGAAGAGAUGAGAUCCAGAAUAUGGUUUAGAAACUUAGAAAUCCUAAUCGAACCUAGAAGCAGAACGCUGACAUUUCCAUGGAGGAUGCCGGGAAAGACGAUGCUGGUAAAGAUAGAAAUGAUGGGCUGGCUAGUAAUGAAGUUCCACACAUAGGAGGGGAUACUUUCGUUGACGCGACCAUGGCUUCAAAAAGGAUAGAUGAGGUGCUUCAAGAUAUCAAUACCUCUGACCUUAUCGAGUGUGAUAAUACAGAUCUCCCCAUUCCGUCAAUUCCUCCUGCAGAUCCAACUUUGGUGGAAGCUAAUGUACAGGCACCCGUGGAAAAUGCAGACCUGCAAGUUCCGAUUCCCGAGUCUGAUAAAGUUGCAGCUGUGAGGAUACUGCAUUUCCAAAUUCAGAAUCGGCUAACGAGCAAGCAAAUGAGGUUAAUGCAGGCCUCCCAAAUCCCGAUUCCGAGUCCGCUAGAGAUCAGGUGCCCGAUGAUCACGUUAACUGCCCAGAUCCAGUCACAGAAGUACCAGGAAUCAUUGUACCCAGUAAUCGACGAUCCCCCAUCUUUUUCCCUUGGGCUAACUCAAGAAGAGAAGAACCUUGCCGAAUCUAGACAAAUAGAAGAGGAGGUGAGAAGGGUUUCAGACAUUGCUGAUUCUUCUAAAAGCAUUCCACCAAUACGUAAAAGCGUCCGCCCAAGGGUUCCAGCAUCUACAUCUGAAGACUUUGUGUACCCUCAGAACAAGAAGAAAAAGACAAAUAAAACAGUAGACCUGUCUUCUUUUUUCCCAAGACCCACCGAAGAACUAGUAUCCCUCCUUGAAGCAAGAAUUAAAGAAAUGAGAGUUAUCCCCCGUUACGGCGUUAAUCUGACUCCGAACAUCGUCAAUUAAAUAAUCUCUCGUACGAAGUUAUUAGCACCCUGGGCAUGAAUGCGAUAAUUGCCUGUAUCCGUGAUCAGCUGUGGUUAACCAGAGGAGCUCAUCUAAUGAACUACAACUUUGUUGAGUUCGGUUUAAUCAAUGAAAUUGUGAAGCUGCAUGCCUAAUUUGUUUCUACCUCGAGGAAGACCAAGAUUAAGCUCCCCAAAGGUGCGGCCGCAUAUGUCAAAAUCAGGCAGCCUUGGUACACAGCUAUCGCUCGUGUCUACUGCCCCUACCAGCUGUAGCAAGGCGUUUAAGGAGUUGAAGCUUAAGAAUCUCUUAGUUCCCCUUUCUGUAUCACUUCCAUACUUCAUCAAGAAAGAUGCGUACAAUCAAGAGAUGUGGAACGACACCCUUGACGCCUUCAACCUUUCCAUUGCUAAGCCUAUUUUUCAAUCCCCAAGUUCAGGCCAUAGCGGAGCGUCACACUCAUGCUACUUCAGAUGCACACAGAGAACAUAUCGGUCGACCGUGUAAUUGACGACAAUUUGGUGGAAGGUGACGACCCUCCUACUUCAACCGAUACGCCUGCUUCAACCGAUCCGCCUGCUUCAACCGACCCGCCUGCUUCCACUUAAACUUGUACGUAUGUUGUAUUAUUUUCGUUUUGAUAAACCUUAACUUACUAGUAUGACCUAAGCAAGCAACCAGGCGCCCAUUCCCAGUUCUUUCGUCCGAUGACGCGUUGCUCCGAGCUGAGCUAUGUAAGAAUCGGAGCCGAGCCUGGAACGGCCGAUAGUGGACCCUAUGUUCGAAGCCAGAUGUUGUCUAAUUAGACCACGAAUUACUCACAAAGAAAAAAGGAAGUGAGUUAGAGAAAAAGACAAACUGAAUCUUGAAUUUCGUAUAGAAAGAAAAGAUUCACUUCUAUUCUCGGAGUAGCCUAGCCUCCUCCACUCCAAAGGUCACUUAUGGAACUUUGUGUUGUAACAAUAUAUAACUUUUAUUUUAUUAACGUCGUCUACUCGAUAAUUGGGGUUGUUAUGAUAGUUGGCUACAUUUUGUAAUUUAUAUCACAAA